This is a messenger RNA of Aethalodelphis obliquidens (Pacific white-sided dolphin), 3990 nucleotides long. It is a transcript of the gene ATP13A1, whose product is annotated as ATPase 13A1. The record is from RefSeq and is a predicted model, not a curated record. Lineage: Eukaryota; Metazoa; Chordata; Mammalia; Artiodactyla; Delphinidae. Gene Ontology annotation, cellular component: endoplasmic reticulum membrane. Gene Ontology annotation, biological process: transmembrane transport; extraction of mislocalized protein from ER membrane; intracellular calcium ion homeostasis. Bases 142 to 3765 code for a protein of 1207 amino acids. The transcript has 26 exons. Gene Ontology annotation, molecular function: membrane protein dislocase activity; ATP hydrolysis activity; ATPase-coupled monoatomic cation transmembrane transporter activity.
GCCACUUCCGGACCCAGACCCCUACAUUGCCCUGGCUUUUCUCACUCCUGGCUGCCAUGGCGGCGCCCAAGGUUUACCGGAAGUACAACAUCGGAAGUGAGCCGUAGCCUCUGCCCUGAAGCGAGAGCGGCGCUGGGAAAGAUGGCGGCAGCGGCGGCGGCGGCGGCGGUGGGCAAUGCGGUUCCUUGCGGGGCUCGGCCUUGCGGGGCCCAGCCCGCCGGGCAGCCCAAGCCCAGGCCGCUGCCGCGCACACUCCUUGCCGCCGGGACGGCGCUCAUAGAGAGCGGCGACGAGCUGGUAGCGGCCGUGUGGCCGUACCGGCGGCUGGCGCUGCUGCGGCGCCUCACGGUGCUGCCGUUCGUGGGGCUGCUCUACCCAGCCUGGCUGGGUGCCGCGGCUGCCGGCUGCUGGGGCUGGGGCAGCAGCUGGACGCAGAUCCCCGAGGCCGCGCUGCUUGUGCUCGCCACCAUCUGCCUCGCGCACGCGCUCACCGUCCUCUCGGGGCAUUGGUCCGUGCACGCGCACUGCGCGCUCACCUGCACCCCGGAGUUCGACCCCAGCAAAGCAACCUUAGUGAAGGUGGUGCCGACUCCCAACAACGGCUCCACUGAGCUCGUAGCCCUGCACCGUGAUGAGGGCGAAGAUGGCCAGGAGGUGCUGUCCUUUGAAUUCCAGAAGAUCAAGUAUUCCUACGAUGCUCUGGAGAAGAAGCGUUUCCUCCCUGUGGCCUUUCCUGUGGGAAACCUGUUCUCAUUCUACCAGAGCAACAGAGGGUUCCAGGAGGACUCGGAGAUCCGUGCAGCCGAGAAGAAGUUUGGGAGCAACAGGGCCGAGAUGGUGGUGCCUGACUUCUCAGAGCUGUUCAAGGAGAGAGCCACCGCGCCCUUCUUUGUGUUCCAGGUGUUCUGCGUGGGACUCUGGUGUCUGGACGAGUACUGGUACUACAGUGUCUUCACACUCUCCAUGCUGGUGGCCUUCGAGGCCUCCCUGGUGCAGCAGCAGAUGCGGAACAUGUCAGAGAUCCGGAAGAUGGGCAACAAGCCCCACAUGAUCCAGGUCUACCGGAGCCGAAAGUGGAGGCCUGUUGCCAGCAAUGAGAUUGUUCCUGGGGACAUCGUCUCAAUCGGCCGCUCCCCACAGGAGAACCUGGUGCCAUGCGACGUGCUGCUGUUGCGGGGCCGCUGCAUCGUGGACGAGGCCAUGCUCACUGGGGAGUCGGUGCCCCAGAUGAAGGAACCCAUCGAAGACCUCAGCCCCAACCGAGUACUGGACCUCCAGGCCGACUCCCGGCUCCACGUCAUCUUCGGGGGCACCAAGGUGGUGCAGCACAUCCCUCCCCAGAAAGCCACCACAGGCCUGAAGCCGGUGGACAGUGGGUGUGUGGCCUACGUCCUGAGGACCGGAUUCAACACAUCCCAGGGCAAGCUGCUGCGCACGAUCCUCUUUGGGGUCAAGAGGGUGACAGCGAACAACCUGGAGACCUUCAUCUUCAUCCUCUUCCUCCUGGUCUUUGCCAUUGCGGCAGCCGCCUACGUAUGGAUCGAAGGUACCAAGGACCCCAGCCGGAACCGCUACAAGCUAUUUCUGGAAUGCACGCUGAUCCUCACUUCUGUCGUGCCCCCCGAGCUGCCCAUUGAGCUGUCUCUGGCCGUCAACACUUCCCUCAUUGCUCUGGCCAAGCUCUACAUGUACUGCACGGAGCCCUUCCGGAUCCCCUUCGCCGGCAAGGUGGAGGUGUGCUGCUUUGACAAGACAGGGACCUUGACCAGCGACAGCCUGGUGGUGCGCGGCGUGGCUGGGCUCCGAGAUGGGAAGGAGGUGACCCCUGUGUCCAACAUCCCCAUAGAAACACACCGGGCUCUGGCCUCAUGCCAUUCCCUCAUGCAGCUGGAUGACGGCACCCUUGUGGGUGACCCGCUUGAGAAAGCCAUGCUGACGGCCGUAGACUGGACACUGACCAAAGAUGAGAAAGUAUUCCCCCGAAGUAUUAAAACUCAGGGGCUGAAAAUUCACCAGCGCUUUCAUUUUGCCAGUGCCCUAAAGCGAAUGUCCGUGCUCGCCUCCUACGAGAAGCUUGGCUCCACUGAUCUGUGCUACAUCGCGGCUGUGAAGGGGGCCCCUGAAACCCUGCACUCCAUGUUCGCCCAGUGCCCACCUGACUACCACCACAUCCACACGGAGAUUUCCCGGGAAGGAGCCCGUGUCCUGGCGCUGGGGUAUAAGGAGCUGGGGCACCUCACUCACCAGCAGGCCCGGGAGCUCAAGCGGGAGGCCCUGGAGUGCAACCUGAAGUUCGUCGGCUUCAUUGUGGUCUCCUGCCCACUCAAGGCUGACUCCAAGGCCGUGAUCCGCGAGAUCCAGAACGCCUCCCAUCGGGUGGUCAUGAUCACAGGUGACAACCCGCUCACUGCCUGCCACGUGGCUCAGGAGCUGCACUUCAUUGAAAAGGCUCACACGCUGAUCCUGCAGCCUCCCACGGAGAAAGGUCGACCGUGUGAGUGGCAUUCCAUCGACGGCAGCAUCGUGCUGCCCCUGGCCCAGGGCUCCCCGAAGGCACUGGCCCUGGAUCACGCACUGUGCCUCACGGGCGAUGGCCUGGCCCACCUGCAGGCCGAGGACCCCCAGCUGCUGCUUCGCCUCAUCCCACACGUGCAAGUGUUCGCCCGAGUGGCCCCCAAACAGAAGGAGUUUGUCAUCACCAGCCUGAAGGAGCUGGGCUACGUGACCCUCAUGUGUGGGGAUGGCACCAACGACGUGGGUGCCCUGAAGCACGCUGAUGUGGGUGUGGCCCUCCUGGCCAAUGCCCCUGAGCGGAUCAUCGAGAGGCGGCGACGGCCCCGGGACAGCCCCGUCCUGAGCAACAGUGGAGUUAGGGCCACCUCCAGGGCAGCCAAGCAGAGGUCGGGGCUCCCACCCUCUGAGGAGCAGCUGGCCUCCCAGCGGGACCGCCUGAGUCAGGUGCUUCGGGACCUCGAGGACGAGAGCAUGCCCAUCGUGAAGCUGGGGGAUGCCAGCAUCGCUGCGCCCUUCACCUCCAAACUCUCUUCCAUCCAGUGCAUUUGCCACGUGAUCAAGCAGGGCCGCUGCACGCUGGUGACCACACUGCAGAUGUUCAAGAUCUUGGCGCUCAAUGCCCUCAUCCUGGCCUACAGCCAGAGUGUCCUAUACUUGGAGGGUGUCAAGUUCAGUGACUUCCAGGCCACACUGCAGGGGCUGCUCCUGGCUGGCUGUUUCCUCUUCAUCUCCCGCUCCAAGCCCCUCAAGACCCUCUCCCGAGAGCGGCCCCUGCCCAACAUCUUCAACUUGUACACCAUCCUCACUGUCAUGCUCCAGUUCUGCGUGCACUUCAUGAGUCUCGUCUACCUGUACAGCGAGGCCCAGGCCCGGAGCCCUGAGAAGCAGGAGCAAUUUGUGGACCUGUACAAAGAAUUUGAGCCAAGCCUAGUCAACAGCACAGUGUACAUCAUGGCCAUGGCCAUGCAGAUGGCCACCUUCGCCAUUAACUACAAGGGCCCACCCUUCAUGGAGAGCCUGCCUGAGAACCGGCCUCUGGUGUGGAGCCUAGCCGUGUCACUCCUGGCCAUCGUGGGCCUGCUCCUUGGUUCCUCACCUGAGUUCAACAGCCAGUUUGGACUCGUGGACAUCCCUGUGGAGUUCAAGCUGGUCAUCGCCCAGGUCCUACUCCUGGACUUCUGCUUGGCACUCCUGGUCGACCGCGUCCUGCAGUUCUUCCUGGGGACCCCAAAGUUGAAAGUGCCUUCCUGAGAUGGCAGUGCUGGCACCUACUGCCCACUCUGCUGCUGCUGGGCAGGAGCCCCGCGAGGGCCCCAGGAGGGAACACUGCCCCCACGGUGAGGCUGACCUGGCCUUGCCCACCAAGACUGAGCUGGGACACCCCCACCCCACCCCCUACGGCUGUCUGAGGCCUGGCUGGCGGAACCAGCCCUGGGCCAGUGUCUUUGGUAAAUAAAGCAGCAUCAGUGAUUUGAA